CUCUUUUUGCCAGCAUUCAAGAUGUCAGUCGUUGAUAGAUUGACCUUCAGGGUAAGGGCACUGGCUUCAACUGGAGAGACUGAGCAUGCUCCCUUCUUGCUCUCUUCUUCCUGCUCUCUUCUUGCCAGUUCUCUAGGCCUUUCACAGAAAUUAACAUUCGUCCUCUUGGGAUGCACUAUUGUAGUCGUUUUUCUUUAUGUUUCAGAGUAAUUUUGUUAAUAAUUGCAUAUCCAUUCACAUGUGAUUUUUUUUUGCAGAAUCUGGAUUGCGUCUCUUUGAUAUUUUAAUCAGAAAUGAACAUCUGAUAGGGGUUUUGGGCAGAAAACGAAAAGGAGCUUCAUUUAACCAUACUGAGCAUGCUCCAAUGCUUUGGAGCAUGCUCAGAUGCAUAGUGUACCACUCGUCGAUGAUUAUGGCAAAGUGAUACUACAUUUGUUCUUCGGCUGUUUUUGCACAAUCCCAAAAGGCAACGGGGCUGGGGAAAGAAGGCGGGCUCAGCUGUGGCACGCAACCCUGUGAUUCUUUCCUCUUGUGUUCUACUACCCUUUUAAGCUAUGGGGAAGAUCGGGUUGCAGUUUAAAGCCACUUUGGAAAACAUUACAAAUCUCAGGCCAGCGGGAGAGGAUUUUCGUUGGUACCUGAAGCUAAAGUGUGGAAAUUGUGGCGAGGUUUCAGAAAAAUGGCAAUAUCUACGAUUAAUGGACAGCCACCCUCUCAAAGGAGGCAGAGGGAGUGCCACAAUGGUGCAGAAAUGCAAGCUGUGCUCCCGAGAAAACUCCAUAGAUAUAUUGAGUCACACCAUGAAGCCUUAUAACUCUGAAGACAACGAGACAUUUAAGACAAUAGUGGAGUUUGAGUGUCGUGGCCUUGAACCAGUGGACUUCCAGCCACAGGCUGGGUUUGUUGCAGAAGGAGCAGAGUCUGGCACACCUUUCAAUGAAAUCAACUUAUUGGAAAAGGACUGGAAUGACUACGAUGAGAAAAUAAAGGACUCAGUAGGAAUCUAUGAAGUUACCCAUAGAUGUCAUUUUCAAGAAACCAAGAGCUUUCCUUAGGUCACAUACUGAUCAAAUUUGAGGAAAGAACAUGAAGCCCUAACACUUCUCUUUCAGCUAGUUAAGAAAACUUCUGCUUGCUCGAGAAGAUUCUUCUUGUUAUCUGUUUACAGAAGAAGCUGCUUAAAGGAUGUUUGCAUUAUGCAUCUGAACACUGACAGAAUAUAUGCUGUGAACUAAGAGUUUGUCUCCUAUAAAUUCAUGGACAUGAUCUUAAUAUGUAAUCUGAAACCUGAUUUGUAUAUGAACAAGAAAGGAAAUCCUAUGGUCCAGUCCUAGGAUCUUGUAGUCAAAACAGAUGAGAUAGUAACCAUGUCAUUUCUGCUUCAGGGUUACUUCCUUCCCCCCCCCCCUUUAAAUAAAACAGCAGGGGAAUCAAGCAGCAAGACUGUGGCAUACCAAGCACAGGCACUUAAUACAUUCCCCCUGUGCUAUGAUCCCAACAUUCCCUCCCCACCUAAACUGCUGAACACUCCAGGAGAAAAGUUUCCACUGGUACCAGUGAAAGCUUUCCUCCCUCCUAGAGCUUAUAACCGCCUGGUGUGGGUUUGUUGUAUUUAUGAAAAUUUAAAAAGCAGAAAUUGGCAUCAAGUUUUGACCCUUCAUACAAAGGUAGUACUGGACUACUUUUACAGUCAAUAGCAUUACAAUCCAUAUACAGAAUUACAAAUGCAUUAUUUUUUCAAGACCUGACAUUUUUAAAAGGAAUUACAAGGUAGUAGGUGCUAAACUCCAAUUCCAGCAUUCCUCUGACUGGACUGUCUGAUAGUACAAUGCAUUUAAAAAGACCAGCCCUGCUGUGUCUUAAUCACUAACCUGUUUACCUUCCAAAACAUUAAAAAUAUCUUCUAGUGAUUUGUGUACACAUUGGAGGAAUUCUUGCACAUUCCUAGCUGGGUAGGCAGAAGCGUUGCAUCCAAUGCAGUCGUCAUGCACUGCAUAGGCUAUUCCAAAACCAUUGGGCACCACUGGUGCAAAGCCACCCAUGUGGACAGCUGGGCUGCUCAGGGUGCUUGUGGAGAGAAUGUUGUGAUUAAUCUGGACAUAAGCUUGGUCCUGGUAAAGGGCUGGCAAGGGAGUUCCUUGGGAUUCUGCAAAAUGCCGCAAGCUAAACAAAUGACGGUCAAAUCCCUGACCUGUUAGGAUAAAAUACAACAGUGAGUCACAUUGCAGAAGAUGUUGGCCGAUACAAGGAAAAUUCUCAAAGUAGUCCCAUUGCAAUUAAGAGGACACAUUAGGCAAUAGCUAAUUUGCCCUUUUAAUUUCAGGGGGAUUACUUUCAGUAAUUUCCCCCAGCCACUACCUGUUUCUUAUGGCUAAUUUCACACUCCCUCUAAAGCCACAAAAAGCAUAGAUGAGCUGUCCUUGCAUCAGAAAAUGUUGGCAAAGAGGUCCCUCUCAUAAAACUAGUAAACCUUAACUUGACUUAAAUGCAGCAUUCAAUGCAGGCAGACAAGCUUUCUAACAAGCAGCUGAAGCAAGAGUAAAGCUAAGGAAUGGCCUUCCCCCCCCUAAGUUCCCAGGAAAAGCUUAACCUCUACAUGCAUGCAGUGUUUUUGAGUUUUCAGAGCAGCGCUUCUAUGUUAUCCCAGAAAUCUUAAUAAAAGAUAAACACUUA
Molecule: messenger RNA, 2673 nt
Organism: Hemicordylus capensis (graceful crag lizard)
Lineage: Eukaryota; Metazoa; Chordata; Lepidosauria; Squamata; Cordylidae
Gene: CZIB
Product: CXXC motif containing zinc binding protein
Exons: 9
Coding region: 555-1055 (166 amino acids)
Molecular function (GO): zinc ion binding
Source: RefSeq, a predicted model, not a curated record